GCUCGUACCCUCCCAUUUCCACUGUGAAUCUUCCUUCCCUUAAAUUCCUCCCCACCUCCCCUCCGCGGCAGAAAAGAAAACCAAAAAGGGCCGGCGGAAGGGACAAUAAAGAAGAAAGGGAAGUCUCACGCACUCCCACUCCCUCGCCGUCUCCGCCUGCUGCGUACCAGGAACUCGGUAGCAGACGAGGCGCUCCCAUGGAGGAAAUGAGGCAGCGGGGAGACUAGAGGAGGGAGAAGGGCGCCGUCUUGGGUUUUCAGGUUGGGGCCUCCUUCUGUUGCUUCGUUCUUGGUGGGGGUUCCGGCGACAUGCCGACCGUUCGAUACCUGAUACGGAACGAGUACGGGUUGGCGGAUCCAGAGCUCCACCGAGCCGCCGACAAGGAUGAUCCCGAGGCCAUCCUCGAAGGGGUGGCCAUGGCCGGCCUCGUCGGCGUACUUCGUCAGCUCGGAGAUCUUGCAGAGUUUGCUGCAGAAAUAUUUCGUGACUUGCAUGAAGAAAUUAUGGGAACUGCAGCUAGAAGUCAUGGUUUGACACUUCGCGUCCAGCAGCUUGAGGCAGAGUUUCCAUCAGUUGAGAAGUCUUUUUUAUCUCAGUCUAGUCAUUCGAGUUUUGCUUACAAUGAUGGCAUUGAUUGGCGCUGUACUAUUCAAAUGGAUCAAAACCUAAUCACUCAAGGGGAUAUGCCACGGUUUAUAUUGGACUCAUAUGAAGAAUGCCGUGGACCACCUCAGCUAUUCACCCUGGAUAAAUUUGAUACUGCUGGUGCUGGUGCAUGUUUGAAAAGGUAUUCGGAUCCAUCAUUCUUUAAGAUGGAAUCAGUCUCCUCCGGCUUGUUGGAAACUUAUAUUCCAAAGGAGAAGAAAUCACGUAAGACGAGGAAGAAGGGAUCACGUUGGAGGAAUUGUCAAAGUCUUGAGUCUUUACUGUCGCCACAUGCAAAUUCCAAUUUGCAUCCAACGACUUCUGAUCAGGUUUCAAAUAAAUCUGCCACAAAAUUUAGGAGGUUGAGAUCUAGGAAUUCAAAUGGUACUAGUGGAAGCAUUGGAAUUAACCUGAGAAAGCUUCUUCUUGAACUGCAUUCAGAUAACCAGAAAGUUGUUUAUGAUAAUUCUGGAAGUCGUUUAAACAUAAAUGUGAAUUUAGUUGAUUCAAGUGAAUUAACUUGUGAAUUGCAUGACACUGUUAUGGAUGUGUCAGCAAACCAUCCAUUAGCAAGAUAUGCAAGUCCUAUCAAAACUCCUACAAAAGAAGUGCCAGUCUUAACAACAUAUGAGUUGGAUUGUUGGAAGGAAGAAGUUGAAGAAUUGUCAGAAGCACAAUAUGAACCAUUUGGUCAAGUACAAAGUCCACAGAGGAUUUUUAACUUCAUGGAAAAAAACGAAAAGCUUGCUGAUUCUGAAAAAAAAUCAGAAGGUAGUGCCUGUGACUAUAAGCUAAGUGAUCUUGAGAAAACCACAUCUCUUCACGUUGUAGAUUAUACAUUGGUAGAGGAUGAACUUAAACUAGAAGGCAGUACUGAUGGCUACAGGAGUGAAGACAUUGGUAGUGAGCUGGAGAAUUUCAUGGAUGCCUUAAACAGCAUGGAGUCGGAAGUAGAAAUGGAUUUUGAAAAUAAAGGCAGGCCAGAUCUUGGUAUUCUGAUAAAGGAAGCCCUUGAGAUGGAUAUUGACACCAGUGAAAGACCAGAGGGGCUGCAAACUAAUAUCUUGAAACCUGGUUCUUCUGAAGUCUCCACAUUAAGGUUGAACAACAUUCAAAAGGGUGGAAUGUCAUGCGUUCCAUACUCAGAUACAUCAAGUAAUUUUACUGAGAUGCCAGCAACUCAAGAAAAACUAAUUUCCUCAAAUUCUUCUGUGAACUCAGAACUUUGUAAUGAAACCCAUGAUGAAAAUAAAGGCAGACCAGACCUUGGUAUUCUGAGAAAGGAAGCUCAUGAGAUGGAUUUUGACAGCAGUGAGAGACCAGAGGAGAAGCAAUGUGAUAUUUCUGAACCAGAUUCUGCUGAGUUCUCCACUGUGUCAGUAAGGUUGAAUGACAUUCAAAAGAGUGGAAUGUCAAGUGAUGUGUACUCAGAUACUUUGAGUAAUUUAGCUUCAGUGUCAGCAACUCAAGAAGAAGCAGUUUCCUCAAAUUCUUCUGCAAACUCAGAACUCUGUGAUGAAACCCAUGGUGAAAAUAAAGGCGGACCAGAUCUUGAUAUUCUGAGAAAGGAAGCUCAUGAGGCAGAUUUUGACACUUGUAAGAUACCAGAGGAGAAGCAAAGUGAUAUUUCCGAACCAGAUUCUGCUGAAGUCCCCACUGUGUCAGUAAGGUUGAAUGACGUUCAAAAGAGUGGAAUGUCAAGUGAUCCGUCCCCAGAUACUUUGAGUAAUUUAGCUGUGGUAUCAGAAACUCAAGAAGUAGUUUCCUCAAAUUCUUCUGCAAAUUCAGAACUUUGUGAUGAAACCCAUGAUAAAAAUAAAGGCAGACCAGAUCCUGAUGUUCUGAGAAAGGAAGCUCAUGAGAUGGAUUAUGACACCAGUGAGAGACCAGAGGAGAAGCUAAGUGAUAUUUCUGAACCAUAUUCUGCUGAAGUCUUCACUAUGUCAGUAAGGUUGAACAACAUUCAAAAGAGUGGAAUGUCACAUGUUGCAUGCUUAGAUACCUUGAGUAACUUAGCUGUGAUGUCAGCAACUCAAGAAGAAGUUGUUUCCUCAAAUUCUUCUGCAAACUCAGAACUUUGUGAUGUAACCCACGAUGAAAAUAAAGUCAGACUCAAUCUGGAUGUUCUGAGAAAGGAAGCUCAUGAGAUGGAUUUUGAGAGACCAGAGGAGAAGCAAAGUGAUAUUUCUGAACCAGAUUCUGCUGAAGUCUCCACUAUGUCAAUAAGGUUGAACAACAUUCAAAAGAGUGGAAUGUCACGUGUUGCAUGCUUAGAUACCUUGAGUAAUUUAGCUGUGAUGUCAGCAACACAAGAAGAAGUGGUUUCCUCAAAUUCUUCUGCAGACUCAGAAAUUUGUGAUGUAACCCAUGAUGAAAAUAAAGGCAAACCAGAUCUUGAUAUUCUGAGAAAGGAAGUUCAUGAGAUGGAUUUUGACACCACUGAAAGACCAGAGGAUAUGCAAACUGAAAUUUCAGAACCAGGUUCUGCUGGCCUCUCUGCCGUGUCAGUGAACUUGAACAACAUUCCGAAGAGUGGAAUGUCAAGUAUUCCUUACCUAGAUACUUUAAGUAAUUUAGAUGAGAUGCCAGCAACUCAACCGACGGUAGUUUCCUCAAAUUCUUCUAUGAACUCAGAACUUCAUGGUGAGACCAAUGAUAAAAGCUGUGAAGAGAUUUUGCCACAUGAUGAGGUUGUCAAUUCAGCUGAACCCAAGUCUGAUGAAGCUAGCAACAGGAAGACAUUUGAUGGUUUGAAUUUAGAUAUCAAAGAUGAAUCUUGCAGUUCAUUUGUGAUUAAAUCAACUUCUAGUCUCAUUAACAUUGAUCCUAAAGAAAGUUUUGAUGCACAGCAAUUAGUUACUGUUCUCCUGAAUGAUGCUUCAGCUGGUCUUAACGCCAAAGGAACAGAUGAGACAACAAAAUGCUUGGAUGGUUCAACUUACUUGGGAAGCAAUUCUCCUGCAAAACCUCAUCAUGCAGAGCACGUGGAUGAGCCAAUUUUAAAAGACAUGAUGGAGACAUUUGAAAUGCCCAAUGAUCUUUCCUGUUCACCAAUAAGAAGUGUUUCCAUGGAUGAUUUUGGCAAUGAAUAUUCAUUGGUUACCACUGUGCCCACAGCAAAAGAGAUGCAGCAUUCGUUGGAUCAAGAUAUUGAAACCUUUGCCUCAGAAGAAGGUACAGUAACUAAUUCAGGUGGGAGCAGCUUAACAUCCAUCAUCGCCUUUGUCCCUGACACUGGCAUGGAUUUGCAGCAUCACCAAUUAGCUGCAGACACAAACAAUGGUCAGCAUCCUGAAGAAACAAACACAGAAACAUCUUUUGAUUAUAUGAAGGGAACUGAUGGUGUGGCCCAAAAUAUGAAUGGCUCAUCUGUCCAGACUAAAGAUGACAAUGUUUCUGAAAGCCUUCAUCUCACUCAUAAUCCUGUUGAGCAAAUGUCUGAAGAGAUGUCUCUGAGACCCGACACAUCUGAUCAUCUUUCAGACACGAAGCAUGAGAGUAGUCUUGCAAAAGAUUUUGCAUGUUAUAUUGAAGUUCCCCAACAUCUUUCAAAUGUAACCAUAGGAAAGAGAACAGAUUCGAUGAAUCAAGAUGCAGAAGUAGAUUCAACUGAAACCAUUUUCUCUUCUGUUUCUGCUAUUGUUGCCAUCAAUGAUAAAGAUUGCUUGACGGAAAUGGAAAAUCUAAUUGCUGUUGAAAAUCUAUCUUAUUCAAGAUCAGAAGUUGGCUUCAAAGAUGCUGACAGAGUGGCAGAAAACAAUGUUGAAUUGCCUGAAACACGGCAACUGCAGUUGGAGUUUCUUGCUAACAAAGAGGAAUCUCAAGAGUCCCCCAGGGUUAGCUCAGCAGAGGAAACUCAAGAAUCUUCCAUAAUGAACUCAGAAGAACAGGUGCGUUGGUGUUCUGAAAGUGAAACAAUUUCUAAUAGGGUCAUGAAUUCUCCCAUGUUUUUUCUUGAUCAUUUGAAAUUUCCAAAUGAGUUUAAUCAAGAUAACCCUCAGAAGAACAUUCAAGAGAUUGAACAGAUUAUUCACAUUGAUAAUGUGUCAGCUGAAAAUUUUCCGUCUAAAGAUGAAGCUAAAAGUUAUGAUCCUUCCUUGAUGUAUACUCAAGAGGCAUCUGGCCUUCGGUCACAGUUGCUAGAGGAUAGUCCAAAGAAGGUGAAAAUGUUGGGUAAGGCGGACACUCUGAACAUGACAGUUACUUCAGAGGCAGGACAAUCAGCAUUAGACCCUGGUGUUUCAUGCUCUGGAAUGUCUGCUAAACAUUCAUUUAAUGCAAAUGAUGCUGGAUUCCUUGGAGACAUAGGCAUCAUGGUGCCAGCUGAGCAUGUCCAAGCAUAUCUGCAAACUUGUACUCAUGAUGCACAUCUAAAAUAUCCUAUGGAAUGCGAACCAGACCUUGGUUCAAAAUCUUUUGCACAAGGUUGUCAGAGAAGUGAAAAACAUCAGACAACUCUAUUGACCGGCAUUUUAGUAUCUGAUCCUGCAAGUUUACCUGGAGUCUCUACGUCACAAGCUGGUGAUGAAGUUAAAGUAGAAUCAGAAUCUUCGCAUCACAAGGGUGAAUAUCUUGAGUUUGGCAUUCCUUUUAUUGACAUUGAUGAUAAACCCUCAGAUGGAUAUGAACCAAACUAUCAUGCUUUUGUGAACAAUGGAAAGUACAAUGAUUUGGAUGAGCUGCCAAAUGCAGGCAUGGUCGGUAAACUGUGUACAGAAGCCCUUGUUUCAUCAAAAGGCAGUCCUCCUGAAGUUUCUGCAGGUUAUGCUGUUUCCAAUGUAUUAGAUAUGAUGUUUUCGCUGGUGUCAAGUUCUGAUGUGACUGUUACUGAGAGUGCAUCCAGAUUAUCCCAUGAGCCACAGUCAGAUGAACCAACUUCCAGCUACCCCAUGCAAAAUCCUGAAGAACCACCACUUCCCCCUCUUGAAUGGAGAUCUCGAAAGCUUUCGUUGAGCCCUUUAUUACCAAUUGAAAAUUCAUCUCAAUCUCUGGCUGGAACAAAAACAUUUAUGGCACUAUCGGAGAGCAAACCAGCAAACUUACCUACUGCACCACCAUUGGGUUCGUCUGAAUUGCCACCAAUUAUUGUUGAUCAGAUCCAUCAGCAUGUAUCCUUAGGGGAUGCAAUUGUGCAUUCACUAAAUGCAUCUUCAUCAAUAUCGUCAUCUUCGGAGUAUGAGAUGAGUCAGUGUGCUUGCAACACACAGGAUGGACUAAAAUUAUCUCUUGUAGAUACAUUUACACCAUCUGCAACAAUGGAAAACCAAAUCUCUCAGGAUUCCACAUCACAGGAAGAGAAGAUUCAAGUGAUGUCAGAUAAAAGAUUUCAACUUAGCCAACUGUGGUCAGGAUUAGGGUUGGUGAAACCUCAUUAUUCUGAUCUCAGUCACCUAAAUUUGGAAAAGGAGACAGUCGAGCCUCAGAAUCCUUUCUUGGUUGAAUCUGCUUUAGGAGAUGCUAACCAUCACCGUAAUUAUGGGGGCUUUGGCAGUGUAAAUAUGCACCUUCUAGAGUCAUCAGAGCUCUCAGUCUCUUCAGGUGUUGUACCUGAGCCUAACUUGGUAUAUUCUUUGGAAGGGAAUCAGUCCACCCUCUUUGGUUUUGUACCUACAACAGAAGAUGAUUGGUUUAGUAUUAAACCCUGUUCCAUACGAAACCGUCCCAGAAAUCCACUGAUAGAGGCUGUUGCUGCUCAUGACAGAAGCACGUUAAGGAAGGUACCGGAGCUGGCUAGGCCUUUGAAUGAGUCAAAAGCAGAUAAAAAGGAUCCAUUGCUGGAGUCUAAUAUUUUGCAGUUGAGAAAGGUAUCAGAGAUUGUUAAGCCUUCCGAUAAGCCGAAGGCAAAUGAGAGAGAUGCAUUACUGGAGCAGAUAAGAAACAAGUCUUACAGCCUGAAGCCAGCAGUUCUUUCAAAGCCAAACAGUAAGGGUCAUCCAACGAACAUUAAAGUUGCUGCCAUCUUGGAGAAAGCAAAUGCAAUCCGCCAGGUAAUUGCGGGAAGUGAUGAAGAGGACGGUGGAGAUAGCUGGAGUGAUUGUUGAGUACCAACUGUUUCCUGUAAAUUGUUGUGCUCUCCUAGAUGAGGUAUGCUCGUUUUGUACAUCAUGUGGCUUGAUUCGGCAAGAUGUAGUUGCACGAGAGCAUGGCUAUAUUAAUGUCAGCAAGUCUACUUAAGCUUCAACGUAAUGCUGACAGGAGGCCCUUAUUCCACUCAAAUUAUACUAUCAUGUAUAUAGUAUAUACUAUUCCCUUUCUUUUGUUCUA
Molecule: messenger RNA, 6909 nt
Organism: Musa acuminata AAA Group (dessert banana)
Lineage: Eukaryota; Viridiplantae; Streptophyta; Magnoliopsida; Zingiberales; Musaceae
Exons: 11
Coding region: 309-6686 (2125 amino acids)
Biological process (GO): positive regulation of Arp2/3 complex-mediated actin nucleation; actin cytoskeleton organization
Cellular component (GO): cytoskeleton
Molecular function (GO): actin binding; protein kinase A regulatory subunit binding; Arp2/3 complex binding
Source: RefSeq, a predicted model, not a curated record